Solea solea (common sole) is the source of this 2078-nucleotide messenger RNA. Its product is annotated as putative ferric-chelate reductase 1. Gene Ontology annotation, molecular function: oxidoreductase activity, acting on metal ions. The record is from RefSeq and is a predicted model, not a curated record. The coding region runs from base 294 to 2078 and encodes 594 amino acids. Lineage: Eukaryota; Metazoa; Chordata; Actinopteri; Pleuronectiformes; Soleidae. The transcript is spliced from 16 exons.
AUGGACAGUUUUGAACUGUGAUACAGAGAUUGAGGAAAGGAGUUGACACUGCUGUGAACUGUGAACUGCAAUGAAGAAGGAUGAACUGUGGGGGCAGUAUUGUGCCUCUGAGUGUACAGCGUGCUGCAAAUGAUUUUAGAAGAAGGAUUCAUAUUUACAGUUAUCUUUCAUGGGCAGUGAAGGCAAAAGAGGCCCCGCCCUUUGAAGGGCAAUAGGACUAGUUUAGUUAAUCUCAGGAAGGAAAUGCACAGAGACACAGGCAACACAGGGAGGAGGAGGAGGAGGCGUCAGUGAUGAGUUGUUUAUUCCUCCUGCUGACACUGUUGAUGAGGAGUGUCGCUCCAGUCACAGGUUUCAGUAAUGGGAAGGUAAGUGUUGCCUGUGGAGACAUGGUGCCUCAGCAUGGUCACCAGCCCAGACCAGACCCUCCUCCAUACAAUAUCACUGUGGACAAAUCCACAUUCAGUCCAGGAGACAACAUCACAGUGUCUUUACAAGUGGCCUCCAGUAAGCCUACAUUCUUCAAGGGCUUUCUAAUGGAAGCUCGAGAUGCUGGGACAUUAGACUCCCCAGCCGUAGGGUUCUUCAUGCUGACUGACCCUCAUGAGUCUCGGCUGCUACAGUGUGGCCACACACAGGGAUCUGGUGUGAGUCACAGGAGCAGUACAAGAAAGACUUGCAUUAAGGCGGUGUGGAAGUCACCACAGGAGCCUCCACUGAGCGUCCAAUUUCUUGCGACCGUGGUGCACGAGUAUAAGGUGUACUGGGUGAGGAUUCCAGGUCCUGUGGUGUCUCUGAGAGGAGGAGGGACUGCGGCUCCAUUCACUGACUCACCUUCUCUAACCACCAGCUCCUCUGCUCCGCCCCCACUGUUCACUUCAGUGGGGUGUGGCCACAGUAAAACCUGCCUCAGAGACCCAGUGGGCUGUCACCCAGACUCAGACCCACACUGCUUCUUCCUGUCGUUGACCACUGAUGAAGCAGGACAGAGUGUCAUGUUUGAACUCAGUGGACCCGCUGAAGGAUACGUGGCUGCGGCCUUAUCUCUGGAUAAAUGGAUGGGAAAUGAUGAUGUUUACCUUUGUGUGAAUGAUGGGGGCAGAGUUACCAUCAGUGCUGCAUACGUCUCUGGAAGAACACACCCUGAGCUGGCAACAGAGGACAAUCUGUGGGGUCAGUCCUGGAGGCUCGCUGAUGGUGUCAUCCAAUGCCGUUUCCAUAGAAACAUCAUCCUUUCUAAUAGGUUCACCUUAAACCAGAGCUACUACCUCUUUAUGGCAAACGGUAGCUCUCACCACAGUUUAAUCCACAGACACGAUUAUCAGCCUCUCAUCUCCACCAACCAGCAAUUGAUUACUGGACCUCCAGUGGAUCUUACUGGCUCUCGCUCCCCGCUGCUCAUCAAGUUUCAUGGUGUAUUAAUGCUGACUGCGUGGAUGUGGACAGUGAGCACAGCCGUCAUCAUCGCUCGUCACUACAAAUACUUUUGGCUUCACACGACACUGCUGGGGAAAAGGCCGUGGUUUCAGUUCCAUCGAACCCUGAUGGUCUUGGCUGUGGUCCUAACAAGUGUGGCCUUCAGCCUGCCUUUCAUAUACAGGAGGGGGUGGAGCAAGCGCGCAGGCUUUCACGCCUACAUCGGCUGCACUGUCAUGGCUCUGUCUGUCAUUCAGCCAAUUAUGGCAACGCUCCGACCCGUCCCAGACUCCCCCCGGAGGAUCAUCUUCAGUUGGCUGCACUUCGGAGCAGGCAGUGUGCUCCACAUACUUGCCAUGGUGUGUGUGUUCUUGGGUGUUGCUCAGCAGGCUCUGCUCUUACCCAGUCCCUGGUCUCCUGCAGUGCUGACUGGUUGGCUGCUGUGGAUCAUGCUCACAGAUCUCCUGUUACUAAUCCACACCUACACACUCAGAAACACAGGAAACGAUGACAAUGAUGACAAAGAACAUAUGUUGUGUCCUCACACUGAGACGGGGCAGCAGAGGGAGAUUCCACAACUCAAGAACGUGGUGCUUAUAGUUUUCAUCAUAGGGAACACAGGCUUCCUGUCAGCAUUUAUAAAAGCUAUUGCAAGUUUAUGA